AUGCCUCAGACUCGCUCGAGUGCUCGCGGCAAGGCUUCGGCGCAGUCCGACACAGCAGCGACGGCUUCGAGGGCGCAAGACGCUCAGACUGCGACGACCGCCUCGUCAUCUCGGCUGGCUUCGAACGUCGGCGCCUCGACCUCGCAGGGCACGAGGCAGGCAGGCGGAGAUGCUCGCAAGGAUGGGAAAAAGAAGCGAAAGUCGGGCGGGCGGAAGAAGCGGUCGAGGCGGAACGAGGACGACGAGGAUGCGGAUGCGAGUGGGGAGUCAAGUCGGCGGCCGGCGAAGCGCAAGAAGGGCAAGCGGCGCGUCAAAGUCGAGGAGUUGAGCGACUUCGAUGCCUUCUCCGGGAGCGACGAUGGAGGAGGACAGCCGCCGACCCCGCCGCCUAAGGACGCUCGCUGGCUCCCGCCGCCCGAACCCGUCGACCGCCUCACCGACCUCCCCCGCGAACUCCUCCAGCAAAUCCUCUCAUGCGUCCUACUCCCCUCCGAAGCUGGCGGCCAGGCCGACCGCCACUCGCUCGCGCGACUCGCACUGGCCAACCGCAAACUCGCCGUUCAGGUUCGCUCGGCGCUCUACCGCGAACUCGAUAUCGAUACAAGGGUACAGGCGCAUGCGAUUCAUCGCACGCUGCAUGGGCAGGUUAUGGCGCGGGGCGUCAAACGAUUGACUGCGAAUAUCGAGAAUAUGGUCAAGGCGAGCAGCUCGUGGCCUGGCUGGUUCACGUUCCACUCGAUGCACUCGCUCUGCGGCAUCCUCGGUUCCUGCCGGUACCUCCUCAGCGUCUCGCUCUACCUCAUCGCCGACACGACCGCCUGGAUGAACUCGCUAUGUCAAGCACUAAUCGACCUCCGCCUGCUUCAGGAAUUCAACAAGGACCUCGCGCCUUCUGGGAAGGGCGAGGCUGCAGGAGCCGGCAGCGAGGAAGGGAUGGACAUUGGCUGGAAACCGAGCGCCUCGCCAUCGAUGUUGUCGGUCAGCCAGUUCGUCAAACCCCUCUCGACGCUCAAGAGUCUGCGCACGCUGCGCUUGUGCGGCAUCUCGAGCGACUCGUCGACUCUCCCGCAUCCGCCGCUGCACUCGCUCAAGCUCACGGAAGUCGUCCUUGUGGAAGUCAACGUCACGAACUACGACCUCAUCCAAUUACUCGGCGACGCUCGCAGCGUCAAGAAGUUUACGCUCUGGCGCAGCUCGCUUCUGUCGAAGCGCGGGCUCAUACACGUUCUCAAGAAGUGUCCGGCUUUGGUUGAGCUGCGAGUUGGCGGAAGCUGGUUUGGCGCAAAGGCGGAAGACGACAAGCACUUCCCGCUGAACGAAUCGUUCCAGUACCUCCCGCACCUCAAGCUCGUCCACGUCUCGGGCUCGCUCAUCUCGCCCGCGGCGCUCGAGCUCCCCAACCUCUGCCUGAACCACCUCUUCGUCCACCGCGCGCCGUCCUGGACGCCCGCCGCAGUCCACGCCUCCCUCUCAAAGAUGUCGCACGACCCGCCUGCCGUCGCUCGUCUCACGCUUCCCGCCAUGCGUGAUCCGAGGAAGAACAAGACUGGGGAGGGCGGGAGAAGAGGGAGGAGUAGGAGCGAGGCGGCACAGGGUGUUGGAGAGGGGUGGAACGAGACGUGGAGGUUUACGGUGCAGAAGACGGGCGAGGCGAAGGGGUGUCUUGUUGAGGACCGCUGGAGGAAGGACGGCGACGACGACUCGGACACUAUUGUCCUUGAUGACUCGGACAGCGAUGCGUGA
This is a messenger RNA of Rhodotorula toruloides NP11, 1743 nucleotides long. RefSeq lists its product as uncharacterized. The record is from RefSeq and is a predicted model, not a curated record. The coding region runs from base 1 to 1743 and encodes 580 amino acids. NCBI's taxonomy places the organism in Eukaryota, Fungi, Basidiomycota, Microbotryomycetes, Sporidiobolales, Sporidiobolaceae. The transcript has 6 exons.